GUUUAACCUCAUCGAAGAAGACAGGCAGCAGAAAGGAGGGGAGAAACGUUCUGAGACCGCAGGUCGGUGGCAGCACGAUAGUAUGCAAAAGAUGCUGACUAUAAUCUCCAACGUACUGAGGGGUAGGGCAAGCAGACAUGGAGCCCAGGUUGUGUCAGAGUCCUCCAUGCGCAGGGCUGUUUUGCAGCUGCUGGCAGUCCAGGGACAGUAUGCUGACACAACCUCUCCACCUGAUCCAGCACUACGACCCUACAAGCCAGACACAGAUUUAUACUCCAUCUCACACAGUCUUCUAGCAGACAAUUUCAAAAGACCAAAGACUGAUCAAACAUUUACUGAAAUAGACCCCAGUGCUGUACUGACCACAGAACGUACAAUUGCCAGCAGACUGCUGGCAGCACACCAUGUGAUCAAUACGGACCCGUCAGUCUCAGAGUUAUCCGUAUCAGAGCAACCAAAUCUAAACUCACCAGAACUCUUAGCAACUGGCCUGACUGUUUCAGAAGCAGAACCCUUCAAGGCAGAUACCGCCACGACUGUUUCAGAAUUAACUUUAUCCGAACCCUUCGUGAGUACAAACCCAUUUAUUCCAGAAUCAAACUCAUCUGAACUGUCAGCUGCGAUGGCCUCUCAAGUAUCAGAAUCGACUUUACCAGAGCCUCCAAUAACCUCUGAUGCACCUAUCAUAGCCCACUCUUCAACACAAGCAGAAAUGGACUUUGACCAACUAACGCUAGAACUAUCAUCACCAGAACAACCUCUAAACACAGACCAACCGACUCAGGAAUUAAACCCACCCGAACCUGACAUCAAUACAAACAGCAACACUUCCAUAUCUGAGCCUCAGCUGGCAGAGAGGAGACAGAAUACAGACAUAAUGUUGCUUUCACGCCCUGAGAUCCCCCUCAGCUUGACUGAAGACGCUCCUUUACCAGAGCCACAGCUUGCUGCUGCCAGCAUGGUGGCGUCGUCACGUUCAUAUGCUGAUUUCACUCCUGAGGCCACCUUUGACAUAAAGAAAGUUGACCUUCAUCGUCUGGAGGAAGGCCCACCCCUGACGGCCACUCUGACCCGGGAGGAGGGGCUGAAGUACUACCGCACCAUGCAGACAAUACGACGCAUGGAGCUGAAGGCAGAUCAGCUGUACAAGCAGAAGAUCAUCAGAGGCUUUUGUCACCUGUAUGAUGGCCAGGAAGCCUGUGCGGUUGGCAUUGAGGGGGGUAUCACCCUGUCAGAUCACCUGAUUACUGCAUAUCGUGCCCAUGGCUACACCCUCACCAGGGGCGGGACCGUCAGGGAGAUCAUGGCUGAGCUCACUGGUCGUAGAGGAGGCAUUGCUAAGGGAAAAGGAGGCUCUAUGCACAUGUACACUAAAAACUUCUACGGAGGCAAUGGCAUUGUGGGAGCUCAGGUACCGCUGGGAGCCGGUGUAGCCCUGGCCUGUAAGUACCUGGGCAAUGACCAGCUGUGUGUCAGUCUCUAUGGUGAUGGUGCAGCCAACCAGGGUCAGAUAUUUGAGACCUAUAACAUGUCGUCUCUUUGGAAGUUGCCCAUCAUCUUCAUCUGUGAGAACAACCAAUAUGGCAUGGGCACAUCAGUAGAGCGCUCUUCUGCCAGCACCGAAUACUACAAGAGAGGAGACUACAUUCCUGGCCUCAGGGUGGAUGGGAUGGAUGUCCUGUGUGUUAGAGAGGCCACCAAGUUUGCAGCUGAUCACUGCCGAUCUGGAAAGGGCCCUAUCCUCAUGGAGCUCCAGACCUACCGUUACCAUGGACACAGCAUGAGCGAUCCUGGCGUCAGCUACCGCACACGUGAGGAGAUCCAGGAGGUCCGUAGUAAGAGCGACCCCAUCUCCAUGCUGAAGGACCGUAUGCUCAGCAACAACAUGGCGAGCAUAGAGGAGCUCAAGGAGAUUGAUAUUGCGGUGAGGAAGGAGAUUGAAGAUGCUGCACAGUUUGCCACCACAGACCCCGAGCCCCCUCUGGAUGACCUGUGUAGCCACAUCUUCGCCAAUGAUCAGCCCUUUGAAGUGCGUGGCACCACCCCAUGGACCAAGCUGACGUCGACCAGCUAAAGGCUCUUGUGCCCACCAGCUAAAGGCUCUUGUGUCCCCCCCCCCCGUCUCCUAUGCCCUUCCCCUAUGCUCCAUCAAUGCACUUAUCUUUUCACACAUCACAUUCCUCAUCUCAGCCAAUGGCCUUCAUGGACUCUAAUCUUCUUUGCCUACCCCCUCCCACCACCACACACACAUCCUCAUCCCGUGCCAAGAACAACUUAUGCCACCCAUUUAUUUUCCAUUGACCCUCUGCCAGAGCCCUAAUCCAAACACCGCACCCAAAAAGAGUGCCUGACUGGUGUCAUACCUCAUUGACUAACUCUGAGUCAUUGCUACUUGCAGUGCUCAUGCCACACGAUUGGCUCUUGUCUUUUCUGUUGAAAGGCCACUUCAAACACAGCAGAGAAGUAAGAAGAGCCUUUCAUUAUCCUACUCCAAAUGUUGUUCUGAGACUGGUCACAUGGACCAAUUGUCCUUAACAUUACUGGCAUAAGUAUUAACUAUCCAAAUAUAUAACAUUAAAUAAAGAGCUUUAUGUUGGGA
Messenger RNA from Oncorhynchus keta (chum salmon), 2599 nucleotides. Its product is annotated as pyruvate dehydrogenase E1 component subunit alpha, mitochondrial-like. Gene Ontology annotation, molecular function: pyruvate dehydrogenase (acetyl-transferring) activity. The coding region runs from base 83 to 2074 and encodes 663 amino acids. The record is from RefSeq and is a predicted model, not a curated record. Gene Ontology annotation, cellular component: intracellular membrane-bounded organelle. NCBI's taxonomy places the organism in Eukaryota, Metazoa, Chordata, Actinopteri, Salmoniformes, Salmonidae. The transcript is spliced from 13 exons. Gene Ontology annotation, biological process: pyruvate decarboxylation to acetyl-CoA.